UGACUCUCCAUGUGAGGGAGUCUUUUUAUUAAUCAGGAGCACUGAAAGGAAACCAAUCAGAAAGAGUAUACCCUCAACCUCAGCUUCCCUGUGCCUUCAUGCACUUAAAAGUGAUGCUUUGAGAAGCAGCCAGAGUUAGUUGUAACUAGGCUGCGCUUUGGAAAUAAGAGCAACAGUGCUGCAGAACGACGCAGUCCAGGGAUCACUGCAUUACUGAAUGGGAUUGCAAUCUCCUUUGCAGCCUCUGCACUGGUAAGUCCGAUACUGCUUGUGCUGCUAAUCCAAGACUGCAGUAUAGCGGAGCUGCUCCCCAUCCUUCUAGGAUGCAGCUUGCUUUACACAGCUAGCCUUUUCAGCUGAAGGUCAGGAGGAGAGCUAAUGUACUUGGAAGUGUAAAACUGUACGUCCACCUGGGAAUGCUGGAUCCUUAGAAAUUGUGAAUGUGAACAUUAAGGAAAGAAAAUGAAAGAAUGAGGAUGCAGAAAGCUCUGUGAAGUGUAACAAGGGUGCUUUGCAGAACAUAAAGGAUCUUUUUCACCAUCUGAGAUACUUUAAAGUACUCAGGUCAUAAUGAGGACUCCCCAGCUUGUCCUGCUGUUGAUCUGGGUCUGUCAUCCACAGCAAACACAUACCCUGACCUUAACCAAAAGAACUAUGCAAAGCCUGCAGCAGGAAAGCAAGGAGGAAGGAUCUGCAGAUGAAGGUAUGCCAUUACGGCGCAGUAAACGUGGUUGGAUGUGGAAUAAGUUCUUUCUUUUGGAGGAGUACACAGGCUCUGAUUAUCAGUAUGUUGGCAAGUUGCACUCGGACCAAGACAGGGAAGAUGGAAACCUGAAAUACGUUCUCAACGGGGAGGGGGCUGGCAGUCUGUUCCUUAUAGAUGAAAACACAGGUGACAUCCAUGCUACAAAACGACUGGACAGAGAAGAGAAGGCCUAUUAUGUGCUACGUGCUCAGGCUGUGGAAAAAAAGACUGGCAGACCUGUGGAGCCUGAGUCGGAGUUCAUUAUUAAAAUCCAUGAUAUCAAUGACAACGAACCAAAGUUUGCAAAGGAAUUAUAUUCUGCUUCUGUUGCAGAAAUGUCGCCUGUUGGUACCUUUGUUGCGCAAGUCACUGCCAAUGAUGCUGAUGACCCCACAUAUGGGAACAGUGCCAGAAUAGUAUACAGCAUUCUGCAAGGACAGCCGUACUUCUCAGUGGAGCCAGACACAGGAAUUAUCAAAACUGCCUUACCCAACAUGGACAGAGAAAACAGAGAGCAGUACCAGGUUGUGAUCCAGGCAAAGGACAUGGGUGGCCAGAUGGGUGGACUGUCUGGAACCACUACAGUCAACAUUACACUAACUGAUGUCAAUGACAACCCCCCCAAAUUUACACAAAGUACCUACCAGUUCAAUGCUCUGGAGUCAGCCUCCGUUGGCACAUCUGUAGGCAGGAUCAAAGUGACUGAUGCUGACACUGGUGAAAAUGCAGAGGUUGGCUAUGACAUCGUUGCCGGAGAGGGAAUGGAUAUGUUUGACAUAGUCACUGACAAAGAGUCACAAGAAGGAAUUGUAUCUAUAAAAAAGCCACUGGACUUUGAAAGCAAAAAGCUUUACAUUCUGAAAGUGCAAGCUGUCAACACCCACAAGGAUCCACGCUUCGAGUACCUGGGAAAUUUCAAAGACACAGCUACUUUAAAAAUAAUUGUGGAAGACGCUGAUGAACCUCCAGUGUUCAGCAGAUCUUCUUAUGAGAUUGAUGUGAAAGAAGAUGUUCUGAUGAACACCAUCAUUGGGACAGUAACAGCUCGAGACCCAGACGAUACCAACAGUCCUGUAAAAUACUCAUUGGACCGGCAUUCAGAUCUGGAUCGAAUAUUUAAUAUCCAUUCAGGAAAUGGAUCAAUUUUUACUACAAAGCCACUUGACCGGGAAACAUUAGCGUGGCACAAUGUUACAGUUAUAGCAACUGAGAUAAUUAACCAAAAGCAAAGUAGCCGUAUUCCUGUUUUCAUUAAAGUUCUGGAUGUCAACGAUAAUGCCCCAGAGUUAGACAAGUUCUAUGAAAUUUUUGUCUGUGAAAACGCCAAGGCAGAACAGCUGAUACAGACCAUUAGUGCUACAGAUAAGGAUGACCCCCACUAUGGACAUCAUUUCUCAUUUAUAAUUGAUCCAGAAGUAGCAGGCAGAGCCAACUUUACUUUACAAGACGAUAAAGACAAUACUGCAAGAAUCCUGACUAAAAGAAGAAGAUAUAGUCGUCAUGAAAAGAGCACAUACCUCCUUCCGGUUGUUAUCUCAGACAAAGAGUACCCAAGCCUAAGCAGCACAAGUACCCUGACCAUUAAAGUGUGUGCCUGCGAUGCAAAAGGCAACAUGCAGACCUGCAAUGCUGAAGCACUUGUUCUUCCUGCUGGCCUCAGUACUGGCGCUCUGGUCGCCAUUCUGCUCUGCAUCAUCAUUCUUUUAAUUACAGUAGUUCUAUUUGCAGCUUUGAGGAGGCAGCGAAAAAAGGAACCCCUAAUCAUAUCCAAAGAAGACAUCAGAGACAACAUUGUCAGCUACAAUGAUGAAGGAGGUGGGGAAGAAGACACCCAAGCUUUUGAUAUUGGUACCCUGAGAAACCCUGAAGCCAUGGAGGACAAUAAACAACGCAGAGAUGUUGUACCUGAUACUAGAUUUCCCCUACGGCCUGCCCCAACAAUAAGGGAUAACAACGAUGUGAAAGAAUUUAUCAAUCAGCGGUUAAGAGAAAAUGAUGCUGAUCCAACAGCUCCUCCUUAUGACUCAUUGGCAACUUACGCUUAUGAAGGGAAUGGUUCUGUGGCAGAGUCGUUAAGUUCUCUGGAAUCUGUUACUACAGAGGGGGAUCAGAACUAUGAUUAUCUCAGUGAAUGGGGACCUCGCUUCAAAAAACUAGCAGACAUGUACAAUAGUGGGGACAGUGACAGAGACUCCUAGAAAUGUCAUGAUUUUUGAGUUCUUGAAAAUCAAAAAUGUGGCCGUUUAUACUAACAUUUAGAAUAAUAUGGCUACAUUGCCCACAAAAGAAACACUCUUUGCUAUUCACUUAUAAGUUGUGUUUAUUAAUGGUAUCUGUGUGACCAGGUGUCAAGACAUUUUAUAUUUGGCUCUCAUUUGUUUGAUGCGCUUCCAAAAAUAGUUAAAUGGUUGCCAAGUUGUACCCAAUGCAGUGUGAAAAGGAUGCUGUGUGGCUGUGGUAUGUUUAAAACUAAUCUGACUAUUUUUUUUCCACUUUUUCCAAUAUUCUUUUGUUUUCUAGUGACCAACCAUUUUAAAGGAUCCUGUUGGUUGUGAAGGUCAUAUUCACCAGAGACAGGAACAGUAUAGAAAGACAUGCCAUGUUCAAGCAUCAGUUAAGAGAUUACACAUUUUACUUUGUAAUGUACAAACAUUUGGCCAUGCACACAUCAGAACACUGUUUUCCUUACUGAACAUUUACACACUACUACGACAUUUACUUGUUAUACAGUAUUCCCAUAUCAGACACACCUGAACACGGAGUAUAACAAAUUUAACUUUGUAACAGACUGUCAGGUAAACCCUGCUUACUCUUCCAUCCCCACAAGACCAAGCUGUUUACGCACAUUAAUGCUCUUGGCAUUUUUUUUUUUUUUUUAUCAUUUUUGCAAGUGCCAGUCACAUAAGAAGUGCAGAUCACAUCCCUUUUUAUCUCGAAGUGUACUAUUUUUAUAAUUAAGACUGGCAUGCAGUAUAUUCUAUGGAUCUAAAGGUGCAAUUUCCAACUGCCUGGAUGGUCAGAUCUAGCUCAUAUUAUAAAAUGUGAAGGAGAAAUAUGUUCCACAACAGUUAUAGAUAUUCAAGUUAAAUCUUAUGAGCAAAAUUAAUGUCUUAUUGGGUGCAAUAUCUGUUGUUUGUAAACCGUAUUUUUAAGACAAGAUUGUUCCUAAUUUGAUUCUUCAUUCCUAAGAGUCACAGAUUAUAUUUUAGCAAUUUCUUAACCUUUUUCAUUUUCACUCAUUUCUCGGCCUUUUUCAUUUUCACUCAUGGGAGCCAGUUAAUACAGACUAGAAUCAGAUUCUGUAUUGUAUAUUAUUUUGCUGAGUCGCUAAAUGCGAAUGCACACAGAAGAGCUCUUCUGAACCCAGUUACUAAUGUUCUUGUUAUCUUGUCCACUAUUUGACAGUUGCAACUUCAAGGUGAGUGCUGGUUCAGCAUACUUAUGUGGCCCUGUGUAGAUUUUCAAGAGCUUAAAAGGAAGCUCAGCAAGUGAUGUGGGUAUUACCACUUUUUUAUUGCUGCAGGACACAGAAAAAUUGUCUGCCAUGUGUAUUUGGAAAUGCUCAGUCAACAUUUUCCAAAUUUAUAAGGCUGUGUAGCGAAGCCAUGAUGGUGUAACGGUAGCAUUGUCACCGCACAGCAAGAGGUUCUCCUGUUCGAUUCUCGGAUGGAGUGCCUUCUGUGUGGAGUCUGCAUGUCCUCCCCAUGGUCGAGUGGAGUUUGAAAGACAUGCAUGAAUGGGCAUGCCUUCGCUGAAGGUUGGGUGUUGGGAUGGUACCUUGGCACCAUCAAAAUCGAUUGCCAAUCAUUAGCGGACCAGAGUUCUGCUGUGGCGACCCCUAACUGGGAAAAGCCGAAAGAAAAAACAUAAGGCUGUGUAGCACACUUUUUUCUCAAGCUCACUUCAGAAAAAGUACUUUGAAGGGGAGUUAAAAGUGUUCUGUCUCAGUAAAUGUCGAAAAGGGAUUUUGAGACCCAGUGCUUUCAAUUAAAGAUGUCUGCUCUGGAAGGUAAUGCAGCUGUGCUUUGGUCACAAGAAAGACAGGUUCUUAUCCCAUUAUAGUUACUGAGUAUGUCAUUGCUUGACUACCGUAUACAUUAGACUUCUCUACUAUGAAGCAAGACUGCAGUAGAAGGCGUUUUCAAGUGUAUUUAGGCUGGAUGCAGAGUAACUAACUUGCAAAUCCUGAACAAACUUGCAUCUAAAAAAUUAAAUAAAUUCAGUUUGGAACAGCAAAGCAGACCUUUCAAUAGCACUACAAAGAUAUAAAAUCUAAAGUUGUGUGUUGUAGGUAAUUGUUUCACAGCAGGAUAUUCUACAGUGAGAGUUAUUAGGCUAUUGUUUUGUUAGCUCUUACUACACCAUACAGUGAUCCCCAUUUGUAAAAAAAGGUGAAGGAACAUAGCUGUUACUAUUUUACUUGCUGUCCCAUGUUCUGUCCUACAUAAAACUGUGCAAACAAUGAUUUCCUACCUGUUUUAACAGUACAUUGGAUUGUAAGAGUUUGGAACUGAUGGAAAUAUUUGAGUAGCGCACAUGGCUGGAAAUGUAACGUUGUUUCUAGGCUUGUACCUGCAGUUAUCCUUACAUCCUUUCUCCAGUAAUUGUUUCCCUUACAUAUACCAAUUUGUACUUCAGGGGGAACUUUACAAGAAGAAAAAGCGCAGCAGCACGCAGACAUACUUUGUGGAAUGUUGUCAACUACAAAGUGCCAUGCUGGGGACUUGCAUGCCUACUUCCAUGUAAAAACGUUGUACAGAGAUGCUGCUACUUCUCCUGCAGACAAAGGUCAGCUAUUAAACAACUGUGCCUCACAACUACUUUAGGGGACCUCAGUGACUGAUAGGUCACAGGUGUAGUAUUUUGUCAAGGCAAACUACCACAUAUAACCUUCCCUGUCUUGUUGUUUAAAAGUGCUCAUAUGCAUGUUUCUUCCCUGCUGUGUAUAGUGCAUAACAUGAAUGAUUUUACAUCUGUUUUAAAGUCAUUCAAGAGACUAAGUCCAUUACUCAUUUAAAGCCCUGAGACCUUCAAAGGAAGUAGAACAAGCAGCCUUAAAUUGUUCCAAUGUUCAUAAUUUCCAGACCUAUAUGUUUUUGUUAUGAGUAGCAAAUGGGAACAAAGAUGUUGCCCAGUCAUGGAGCUGGUAGCAGGAGGUUUGGGAUGUGCACAGAGGGAGGUUGCCCCCUGCAAAAACUUUUUUUUCAUUUUUUUCUUUGUUUUAGGUAUCAAUCACAAAUGAUCAGUGUAUUGUGUUUGUCUUUCAUGGAUCUAUGACUAACUCACCUGUAUCUAUCUACACACAUUUCAUUUCUUCUGGCUUCAUGUGCAGUUUCAUCAGAUCUGAAAACAGCAUUCAUAUUAUCUAGCUAUUAGAUUUAUUUUGCAAAAGCUUUUACAGGCUGUCAGAAUGCAUUUGUGAAACCCCAGCUGAAAGUGUAAUUUUAUUCAUGUAGCAGUGUUAAUUUGAUAAAUGAAAAGUCUGAAAUACAUGAGGACGUUUUAUGUUACAGUACAAGACACCCAUCUGUUAUAUGCCUUUACUGCCCAUAUGUUUUUGCUAGAAACCAUUGCUUCUUCUACAGCUGGUCUUCCAGUGUGUUAUUUGCUCAACAAUAGCAUUUAAUCUAUGAUCAUUAAUUAGUGCUACUGUCAAAAGAAACAAAAUUAUGGUACGAGAGUCUUAAGUAGCUGCUGCUGCUGCUAAACAAAUCAUUUUAAGCUCCCUAAGCAGGUUUGUUAACGUUUCUAUAACAUGCAAUUGAAUCUGUUUGCCUCACUAAACAAAAAUAGACUACAGCACAGAUGCAGAUGAACUAGAAGCUAGAAAACGUCAAAAAGGUGAUUGUUCAAGUAAUGUGUUCUUAAUCACAGGACUCUGUUGCACUAGAAAUCCCCUCAUCCAAGCAAUACAACUGAGAAGAGCUUGUUGUGAACAAUUGCCCUUCCAGACAGUAGAUUACUGUUGUUUUGGAGACAAGAACAUGACCACAGUAUUCUUGCUUGCUGCCUGUCUCAGCCUCCCACCACCAAACACUUUUGCAUCCCUGGUAGAGAUGCUAUCAAUUUACCCUAAUAACCAGUACACCACAAAGAUGCCCCCUCACCACCACCACCACCACCAUAAUAAAGAAUCUCUUCUAGAUGCUCAACUCUCACUUCCUCAUUCACUAACAGUUGCACAACUUCAUUAGCAUGAUAUAAGCAGAACAAAAUUACAUUAGUCUCAACUCCAUUUAGCCAACCACCUUGCAGCUAUUAAGUUUGAUUUUGCAUAAUCUAGAAUGUUAAAGAGCAAUGGUUAGUGGUCUGUACUGGAGAUUUGCUCAAACAGUAUGCAACAUAUUCAUAUUUUUAUCCAUACUGGCUUAAGAAAAGGUAUUCCUUUAGCCUGUUACACGAUAGCUCCACCUUACUGACAUGGCUGGACCAUUUUCAUGGUAAUGUAUUAUUAUUUACCCAAAUGAUUUGCAUUUUUUGUUUAAGUAAUACCAUUGAGAGAAACCUUGGUUUCAAAAAUGACACAUCAGAGAAGAAGAAAAAAAUCAAACUGAGUGAAUUUGCCUUUUGCAAUGUGAGAUUUUGUAAGACGUUAUUUAUACAAUACUACACAAUAAACUUUUUUCUAUAAAAAUGA
This is a messenger RNA of Protopterus annectens (West African lungfish), 7382 nucleotides long. RefSeq names its product cadherin-6-like. NCBI's taxonomy places the organism in Eukaryota, Metazoa, Chordata, Ceratodontiformes, Protopteridae. Gene Ontology annotation, biological process: homophilic cell-cell adhesion; cell-cell junction assembly; cell morphogenesis. Gene Ontology annotation, molecular function: cadherin binding; calcium ion binding. Gene Ontology annotation, cellular component: adherens junction; plasma membrane; catenin complex. Bases 571 to 2943 code for a protein of 790 amino acids. The record is from RefSeq and is a predicted model, not a curated record. The transcript has 12 exons.